UAUCAUGCUCCACGGCAGAUCUAGAUGCUAUGCUACCCCGGCCUCAGCGGCCUACGACCUAUGCCUCGACUCACAUUCCGCGUCGCGUCCAUCCACCCGUCCCAUGCAUAAGCGCAGACGCAGUUGCCCACAACCAAACUGGGCCUCUUCAAGAUCGAUCAAUCUCCCUCACUUCCUCCCCAUCCUGCUAUAUAACCCCAACCCCACACUACUCAUCGCUCACCUCACAUCUCUCACCAAUAGCAAGUACAUCCAUUGGCCACCCACACAUUCAUAUCAGCAGCUAGAUAGAGAGUCACAACUGCUAGUCACCACUCCUCUUCUAGAGGUAAUUAACUUAAGGGCCAGCAGCUGGUUCGCCUACGGCAGAGCAGCACAGGGGCGCUAGCUAGAGAGAGGGGAGGGAGAGCUGGCCUCGUGAGGACAAUGCAUGGCAUGUGUUAGUGUUAACAUGUACAACCCGCCGGAACACCACCAGUCGUCGUCGUCUUUCAUGGCGCCGCGGAUGUCCUUCUCCAGCGACUUCGCCCUGGAGCCGCCGCCGUCGUCGGCGCCGCGCGCGCCGGGGGACGCGGACUUCGAGUUCUCCGUCGGCAGCCGCCCCAUGAUGGCCGCCGACGAGCUCUUCUCCAAGGGCCGCCUCCUGCCGCUCCGUGAGGCCGGCCCAUGUCACGGCGGCCGCCCGCCCCCGUCGACGCUGCGCGACGAGCUGCGCGCCGACGACCGCCACGGGCGCGCCCCGCGCCGGUGGAAGGAGCUUCUUGGCUUCAAGAAGGCGCCAAAGAAGGCCCCGCCCGCCGACACUGGCGCCGGCACGUCGUCGUCGGCCGAAACCAACCUGGAUCUUGGAGGUCAAGGAGGCACGAGAGAGUGAAGCCGUAACAAACGCAUGCGAUGACCAAGCGAAAUGGGGACAUCCGGAAGAUUAAUCACUCCAUCAUCUGCUUGUUGAUGAUCUGGCAGCUCGAUCGAUAUAUCAGCUAGCGCUCCGUUAAUUGGAGAUCGACAGCCCUGUUUACCCUCUUUAAUUUGUUACCCUUUUCUUUUGGUGUAAAAGGGAAUUUUUGUUCUUUAGCUUUCGGUCUGGUCGUCACCGGGUAGAUGAGCUCAUGGAUGGUUGUAUUGGAUGUGGUCAAAAUUAACCCAUCUCUAGUCUCUAGCUAGCUAGCUAGCUGUGGCUCCGAGUUUUUGUAUUCAAAAGGGGGGCAGUUAAAUGUAUUUUUCCCCACAUGGUGUGGUCCUUGUACGUGCUCGUUGUUUAGCUGUUCC
This is a messenger RNA of Brachypodium distachyon (stiff brome), 1269 nucleotides long. RefSeq lists its product as uncharacterized. The transcript has 2 exons. The record is from RefSeq and is a predicted model, not a curated record. Lineage: Eukaryota; Viridiplantae; Streptophyta; Magnoliopsida; Poales; Poaceae. Bases 431 to 874 code for a protein of 147 amino acids.